This is a messenger RNA of Sorex fumeus (smoky shrew), 2615 nucleotides long. RefSeq names its product solute carrier family 6 member 5 (gene SLC6A5). Gene Ontology annotation, molecular function: glycine:sodium symporter activity. The transcript is spliced from 15 exons. The coding region runs from base 1 to 2388 and encodes 795 amino acids. Gene Ontology annotation, biological process: synaptic transmission, glycinergic; glycine import across plasma membrane; sodium ion transmembrane transport. The record is from RefSeq and is a predicted model, not a curated record. NCBI's taxonomy places the organism in Eukaryota, Metazoa, Chordata, Mammalia, Eulipotyphla, Soricidae. Gene Ontology annotation, cellular component: membrane.
AUGAAUAACCCCCCGGCCUGCAGUCUGGAGGCGGCAGCAGCGGCGGUGCCCGGCCACCACGAGGGCCCGUGCGCGCCCAGGACCAGCCCAGAGCAGGAGCUGCCCGCCACCGCCGCCGCGCCGCCGCCGCCGCCGCCUCGCGUGCCAAGGUCCGCGUCCACCGGCGCCCAAACUUUCCAGAUCCCGGACCCCCGAGCCUGCGAGGCCGAGCGGCCCGGAGUGGGCGCUUGCAAAUUCGACAGCGCCCGGGCGCCGGCCGCGUCGGCGGCUCUGCGGGACUGGAGCGAGGCGCACGGAGCUCAGGGCGCUCCGCCCGCCGCCGGGGUGGCGGGCCCGGGCAACGCGCUGCCUUGUAAGAUCCCGGCCCUGCGCGGCCCCGAUGGAGAUGCGAACGUGAGUGUGGGCAAGGGGACCCUGGAGCGGAAUAACACCCGGGCCGUGGGCUGGGUGAAUAUGAGCCAGAGCACCGUGGUGCUGGGCACGGAUGGAAUCACGUCGGUGCUCCCGGGCAGCGCGGCCACCGCGGCCUCCCAGGAGGACGAGCAAGGGGAUGAGAAUAAGGCCCGAGGGAACUGGUCCAGCAAACUGGACUUCAUCCUGUCCAUGGUGGGGUACGCAGUGGGGCUGGGCAAUGUCUGGAGGUUUCCCUACCUGGCCUUCCAGAACGGGGGAGGUGCCUUCCUCAUCCCCUACCUGAUGAUGCUGGCUCUGGCUGGGCUGCCCAUCUUCUUCCUCGAGGUCUCGCUGGGUCAGUUUGCCAGCCAGGGGCCAGUGUCCGUGUGGAAGGCCAUCCCGGCCCUGCAGGGCUGUGGUAUCGCCAUGCUGAUCAUCUCCGUCCUGAUAGCCAUCUACUACAACGUGAUUAUUUGCUACACCCUCUUUUACCUGUUUGCCUCCUUUGUGUCUGUACUGCCCUGGGGCUCGUGCAACAACCCUUGGAAUACACCAGAAUGCAAAGAUAAGAGCAGACUUCUGUUAGAUUCCUGUGUUGUCAGUGAGCACCCCAAAAUACAGAUCAAGAACUCAACUUUCUGCAUGACUGCCUAUCCUAACUUGACAAUGGUCAACAUCACCAGCCAGGCCAACAGGACGUUCGUCAGUGGGAGUGAAGAGUAUUUCAAGUAUUUCGUGUUGAAGAUUUCUGCGGGAAUUGAGUAUCCAGGGGAAAUCCGGUGGCCUCUGGCCUUCUGCCUCUUCCUGGCUUGGGUGAUCGUAUAUGCAUCCCUGGCCAAAGGCAUCAAGUCAUCGGGAAAAGUGGUGUACUUCACGGCCACGUUCCCAUACGUCGUGCUGGUCAUCCUCCUCAUCCGAGGGGUCACCCUGCCCGGAGCUGCUGCUGGGAUCUGGUACUUCAUCACCCCAAAGUGGGAGAAGCUCACGGAUGCCACGGUGUGGAAAGACGCUGCCACUCAAAUUUUCUUCUCGCUGUCUGCUGCCUGGGGAGGCCUCAUCACUCUCUCUUCCUACAACAAAUUUCACAACAACUGCUACAGGGACACUCUCAUCGUAACGUGCACCAACAGUGCCACGAGCAUCUUUGCUGGCUUUGUCAUCUUCUCAGUGAUUGGAUUCAUGGCUAAUGAGCGCAAGGUCAACAUAGAGAACGUGGCCGACCAAGGACCAGGCAUUGCGUUUGUGGUUUACCCGGAAGCCUUAACCAGGCUGCCCCUCUCUCCCUUCUGGGCCAUCAUCUUUUUCCUGAUGCUGCUCACUCUUGGACUGGACACUAUGUUUGCCACCAUUGAGACCAUAGUGACCUCCAUCUCAGAUGAGUUCCCCAAGUACCUCCGCACACACAAGCCAGUCUUCACUCUGGGCUGCUGCGUUUGUUUCUUCAUCAUGGGCUUUCCAAUGAUCACUCAGGGUGGGAUCUACAUGUUUCAGCUCGUGGACACCUAUGCUGCUUCCUAUGCCCUCGUCAUCAUUGCCAUUUUUGAGCUCGUGGGAAUAUCCUAUGUGUACGGCUUGCAAAGGUUCUGUGAAGACAUAGAGAUGAUGAUUGGAUUCCAGCCAAACAUUUUCUGGAAAGUCUGCUGGGCGUUCGUCACCCCCACCAUUCUGACUUUUAUCCUGUGCUUCAGCUUUUACCAGUGGGAGCCCAUGACCUACGGCUCUUACCGCUACCCUAACUGGUCCAUGGUGCUUGGAUGGUUGAUGCUUGCCUGCUCCGUUAUCUGGAUCCCAAUCAUGUUCGUGAUCAAAAUGCAUUUGGCCCCUGGCAGAUUUAUUGAGAGGCUGAAAUUGGUGUGCUCGCCGCAGCCCGACUGGGGUCCUUUCUUAUCUCAGCACCGUGGGGAGCGUUAUAAGAACAUGCUUGACCCCUUGGGAACCUCAUCGCUGGGACUCAAACUGCCCGUGAAGGAUUUGGAACUGGGUACCCAGUGCUAGUCCGGCGGCACAGGCCGGCUCUCGAUCCCAUUUCCCCUCGCCUCCCUCUGAUGUUUUCCCCAGUUUCCUUCCCCGUUUUCUUCUUUCUCCCUCCAUCUCGGUUCAUAUCCGUGCAUGAGAGUGGUUAUGUAGAAAAGUAGGACAUAGUAUCGCAUGCUAUAGUGAAGAGCUAGACAGACCAUCUGAAGCGCUGUUUGCCUGUGUUCAUGGUGUUAGAGCCUGGCAGG